UGCGUCUCUUUACGCUUGUUUGGCCCUGCGAGUGAGUGCGAGACAGCCGGAGAAAAUCUCGAUUCUCGGAAGCAGCUUCCUCUCUUCCUCCUUCUUCUUCUUCUUUCGAUGUAACAGGAAAGUGAAAGCCCUUUGUUUCGAGCUUUUUCGUGGGUUAACGAGGUUUGCCGGGAACAGCCCCAACAGCGAUCGACGGGUUUUAUGAGCACGAGAUCUCGACUCCCGAUACAUAGUUAGGAGUGGAGCAAUGCAAAUGGAUCCUAUUCAGCUCGCUCUGGGUUUCACGCUUCUUGGCUCAGUUCUCAUUUCGGCCGAGGAACUUGAUUUUGUUCAUUGUGAAAGAGUUGUGAGAAAGUGGGCGGAUUCUUCUUCUCUUGAAGAAAACAUCAGCGAGAACACACGCUCACUUCAGGACUUGCUGUUCUUUCUCCAUGUUCCCCGGACAGGGGGCAGGACAUAUUUUCACUGUUUUCUGAGGAAGAUGUAUGAUAGCACUGACGAAUGCCCCCGUUCUUAUGAUAAACUCCACUUCGAUCCGAGGAAAGCAAGGUGCAAAUUGUUGGCUACACAUGAUGAUUAUAGUUUGAUGUCAGAGCUUCCAAGGGAGAAAACUUCAGUAAUGACAAUAGUUCGGGAUCCCAUUGGUCGUGUAUUGAGUACCUAUGAAUUCUCAGUAGAGGUUGCAGCUAGGUUUUUGGUGCAUCCCAAUUUAACUUCUGCAACAGUGAUGUCUGCUCGAAUACGCAAGCCUAAUGCAGUAAGCACGCUAGACAUAUGGCCAUGGAAAUAUCUAGUGCCAUGGAUGAGAGAAGACCUGUUUGCUCGGCGGGAUGCACGGAAUGCCAGGGGAGGAGUUAUAAUCGAGGGAAAUAACCCAUAUGAUAUGGAGGAUAUGCUAAUGCCAUUGCACGAGUAUCUCGAUACACCUAUAGCUCAUGACAUAAUUCACAACGGAGCUACGUUUCAGAUUGCAGGAUUGACAAACAACUCUCAUUUAUCAGAAGCACACAAGAUCAGGCGAUGUGUGCAGAAAUUUAAAAGCCUCGGUGAAACUGUUCUUCAAGUUGCUAAGAGGAGGUUGGACACCAUGCUGUAUGUUGGACUGACAGAGGAGCAUAGAGAAUCUGCAUCUCUUUUCGCGGAAGUAGUGGGUUCUCAAGUGCUUUCUCGGGUUGUUCUGAAUAAUGCCACUGCAAAGCACAAAGCUGCUAAACCAGAACCAAGAGUCAAAAUCUCGGAAUCAAGAUCGGGGAAUGGUGAACGUCAGAAUGAUGCAUCUGAAGUAGCUCUGGAUAAGGCAGAAACAAAAAGUGAGAAUAUGACUGUCAAAACCCUUAUGGAAGUUUACGAAGGGUGCAUUUCUAAUUUAAGGAAGUCUCAAGCAAUAAGACGGGUUAAUUCCCUAAAGAGGAUUUCUCCAGCAAAUUUUUCGAAAGAGGCACGAAAAAAGGUUCCCGAAGACGUUAUUGAGCGGAUAAUAACGCUCAACCACCUGGACGUGGAGAUCUACAAGUAUGCGAAAGGAAUAUUUGCAAAAGAACAUGAACAAGUGUCACUGAAGCUCGUCUCAAGGAAUGAGUUGGGGAGAAUGUUCAGAGAAGUGGACGAUGAGAAGCUGUGGAAGCUCAUAACUGUGUCCUUGCUGGUUUUGUUACUCUUUCUCUUCUUUCUGUUUGUAAACGCCCGAAGGAGAACCUCAAAGGUUAAGAUUUGAUCGUUUUCAUUC
Tarenaya hassleriana is the source of this 1726-nucleotide messenger RNA. RefSeq names its product protein-tyrosine sulfotransferase. The coding region runs from base 248 to 1714 and encodes 488 amino acids. NCBI's taxonomy places the organism in Eukaryota, Viridiplantae, Streptophyta, Magnoliopsida, Brassicales, Cleomaceae. Gene Ontology annotation, cellular component: membrane. The record is from RefSeq and is a predicted model, not a curated record. The transcript is spliced from 13 exons. Gene Ontology annotation, molecular function: heparan sulfate 6-sulfotransferase activity.